GACUCAACUAAUGUAAAGUAAGGUUAGGAUUUUUGACGUUUUCAAACGAAAUUUGAAGAAUUACAAAUUUUUAUUUCAACUUGAAAUCUGAUUAUUGUAGGGUUAAAAUAAAUUAUCUUAAUAUGGACUAAUUGUGAUAAAGCAGGAUUAUUAUGUUAUCUGUUCAUCGAGAUGUUGUUAAUAUUGUGCAGGCAAAAUUUUUGUCUGCUGAGGUAGUUAGGAGUAUUCAUCUUAAUGUAUCUACUCUUGGUGACAACUGGUGCGAUGAAAACAGGAUUUUAGCAUUAGUGGAAUAUAAUAAAUCUUUUGCAUUAUUUAUAUUGAUUUCAGCCAGAAAAAAACCGUCAAGCAUUUCUGAUCUUUCCAUUGAAACCGUUAUUCCAGUAGAUGAAUUUUUUUCUUGUGAUACUGAACCUAUAGAAGAUAGCCAGAGCCAUAUUAUUUUCAUUAUUAUCUAUAAAAAAAUUAAGCGUGCAUUCAAAAUUGAGAUAGGUGUAGAAAGCUCUAAUUUUGCCUCAGAGGUAAUUCGCUCAAAAGAAGUUUCCCUAUAUAACAAACCAGUAUUUGUUUGGUUGGAUAAGUACAUAGGAACCAUGAAUAAUUCAAAUCGUACUGUAAAUUCUGAUGAUCAGGCUGACUUACCAAUAGCUAGACAACAUAUUGCUCAAGGUCAAACUUCAAUUAAUCGAGAAUCUAUGUUGAAAUAUCAGCUCAAAUUGAAAGAACCAGACUUUACACAAAAACAAGAGUUUUCGAUAUUUGUCGGCACCUGGAAUGUCAAUGGCCAACCCCCGUCAGUUUCAUUACGGUCAUGGUUGAGUAGCGAUGAAAAUCCUCCUGAUCUUUAUGCUGUAGGAUUCCAAGAAAUUGAUUUGAGUAAAGAAGCAUUUCUUUUCAAUGAUACACCCCGUGAAGCAGAAUGGUACCUCAUUUUCCAAAAUGGGGUAUCCAUUCCAUUUCCAAAUGAAGUUAUUUGUUGUCAUUCCAAUGUAAUGGGUAAUAAAGGAGGGGUAGGUGUUCGAUUGGAACUUCACAACACUUCACUUUGCUUUGUGAAUUGUCAUUUAGCAGCCCAUGUGGAGGAAUAUGAGAGGAGAAACCAAGAUUAUAAAGAUAUUAAUGCCAGGAUGAACUUCAGGAGAACCCCUCAAUCAAUUAAGGAUCAUGAGCAGGUAUAUUGGCUAGGAGAUUUGAAUUACCGAAUAACAGAUUUAACAACAACCCAGGUGAAAACUUUACUUAUGAGACACGAAAUGCCCACUUUAUUGAAAGCAGAUCAGUUGAACCAACAAAAAGAGAGGGGCAGUGUUUUAUUGGACUAUCAAGAAGGUGAUAUCAAAUUUCAACCAACAUACAAAUAUGAUUUGAAUACUGACACUUAUGAUACGAGUGAGAAAGCGCGCCCUCCCGCAUGGACUGACAGAAUAUUGUGGAGAGGAAAAGGAAUAUACCAGUUAGAAUACCGAAGUCAUAUGGAUUUGAGAAUCAGUGAUCAUAAACCAGUGAGCGCCCUUUUCAAGUCGGAAAUCAGUGUCGUAGAUCCAAUUAAAUACAGAAAAAUACAUGAAGAUUUACUGAAAAAAAUGGACAAAUUCGAAAACGAGUACUUACCACAAGUGACUGUAGACCAGACAGAGGUUACGUUCGAUUUGAUUAAAUUCCGAGAACCUCAGAGUAGGGAAAUAACUAUUGCAAACACUGGAAUGGUACCUGCUGAAUUUGAAUUCAUAAAAAAAUUAGAUGAGACGAGUUAUUGCAAGAAUUGGCUGAGAAUAUCUCCAUAUUGUGGAAGUAUAAAUCCAGGUGAAAAAUGUGAUGUUAAACUGGAAGUUUGUUUGGAAACCGACCUGCAGAAAAUUUAUGAUAUUUUAAUAUUGCAUUUAAAAGGUGGAAAGGAUAUGUUUAUAAUUGUUAAUGGAGAGUGCCAAAAAUCUUGUUUCACUACAUCAAUAUCGACAUUAUGUAGAAUAUCUGUACCCAUUAUGCAAUCUUCAGAAGAACAGUGGAGGUUAGCGGAAAAAGGUGAAUCCAGUGUUUUAUAUUCAGUACCCCGGGAGUUAUGGCUUCUCAUAGACCAUUUGUAUAGAUAUGGUCUGAAAACCAAAGAAUUGUUUGAAUCUAGUGCCCUUCACGAAGAAAUUAUCAGGAUAAGAGACUGGUUGGAUUUUGGAUCUUUAGAUCCUUUCCCUGGGACAGUUCAGGCCGCAGCUGAAACUUUGCUUUUGUUUUUAUCAUAUACCAAAGACCCUAUAAUACCCUUCGAUCUACAUGACACCUGCAUUGCAGCAGCUUCCAAUUUUCAGAAUUGUCGACACAUUAUACUACAGAAAGUACCAGAUUUGCAUCGGAAUGUAUUUCUGUACAUCUGUAUGUUCCUGCAAGAACUCCUCAGAUACUCCAACGACAAUGGAUAUGAUGCCAAAACACUUGCCUCUUUAUUUGGUGAUAUUCUUCUUCGUGAUCAAAUUCGUAACUCCAAACCCCAAGCUAGCAGGGGUAAAUCGAAUUUUAUCUACAACUUCAUCAUUAAUGAUCUAAGUUCUUCUAUUAUUCCACACAAGUAGAUAGUACUUUAAAUUUGAAUUAUGUCAACCGAUUGUUCUCAAUGAAGAUAUAGCUGUAUAGAAGAUAGAUAUUGAUAGAUAUUUUAGGUUCUGAUUUCGAUUUCGAAUAAUUUUUUUUGUACUUCCAGAGCUUUACGCUUGAUUAUUUACGAGUAAAAUUAAUUUCAAUAAUUCACUGAAUACACAUAUAUACAAAUCAUAUUUAUGCUGUAACUAAUAGAAAUUUGUGUAAAAUGUUCGCCAUCCAUAUACCCUUCAAAAUUUCAAAUUCCAUUGAUAUUUCAAACUGAAAUAUUCCUUUAUUUUUUUAUAUAAUAAUGAAUUGGAAUAUGUCUUGAAGGUUUAAUGUACCUAAUAAUUUUGUUUCUGAUUUCCUUUCAAAUUUUAUCACAUUUAGUUAUCCUCAUAAACAGUCUAAAAGGUUCAGAAAUUACUGUACUGCACUUGUCUAAAGGUACAAUUUCGGAAAUGUAUAUGAAAAGCGAAUACUUAGACGUCUCUAGUUGUAUGACUGCAAAUCUAUCAAAUCUACUAAAACAGUUUUGUGUAUAUAUAUUUAUUUCAAAAAAAUGUACAUUAUUACACCAAUUUGCCAGUAUUUUUAUAGAUAAUUUAGAUUUAGGAGCUACAUUGAACAAUAAAGGUUAUAAUGUGA
This is a messenger RNA of Leptinotarsa decemlineata (Colorado potato beetle), 3219 nucleotides long. RefSeq names its product Oculocerebrorenal syndrome of Lowe (gene Ocrl). The record is from RefSeq and is a predicted model, not a curated record. Gene Ontology annotation, cellular component: membrane. Gene Ontology annotation, biological process: signal transduction; phosphatidylinositol dephosphorylation. Gene Ontology annotation, molecular function: inositol phosphate phosphatase activity; phosphatidylinositol-4,5-bisphosphate 5-phosphatase activity. NCBI's taxonomy places the organism in Eukaryota, Metazoa, Arthropoda, Insecta, Coleoptera, Chrysomelidae.